This is a messenger RNA of Lolium perenne, 612 nucleotides long. The record is from RefSeq and is a predicted model, not a curated record. NCBI's taxonomy places the organism in Eukaryota, Viridiplantae, Streptophyta, Magnoliopsida, Poales, Poaceae.
AGUUGAUGACCACACUAUGCUAACUCAUGUCUCUCUCACAAUUAUUCUUAUGCAUGAUUGCAGACCCAUUAUAAGGUGCCUGAUGAUAUGGUUGAGCAAGGGAAGGCGGUACUGACUAGGGCUUGUCAGAGGUUGACAAGGCAACAGUGGUACAAUCAGAAGCAUACCUGCAUCGGGCACUUCAAGGCUGAGCAGGGCACGAGGGUCAAGAAAGCUGACAAUAUCAGGGACGAUCCUCAGCUGACAAAGGAAGAUUACUUGAAGGUUAUGCCCCUAUGGUGCGAGAAUAAGGAAGACGCAUUUGAGGCCUUGGUAGCGAGGUGGGUUGGCGAAGACGCCGACUUCAACGCCAAGAGCGCGCGCAACAAGGCAAACCGGGGCACUGGAGGAACACACAGUGCGGGAAGCCGCAAAGACCGAGCGCUACAGGAAGCACAAGGAGGCGGAACUCGGGGAGCCUCUCACCGAGGUGGGAGGGUGGCGAAGAUGAAGCUGAAGCAGCCUGAUCCGAGCCAGCCUCAGCCCUCGCUGCCCGAGUACUUCGGCUAUGCCGAAGAGGAGUUGGAGAAGUACUUGCUCGGUGUUCAAGGGUCUUCAUCCGGAGGUGGAUGA